Ochlerotatus camptorhynchus is the source of this 870-nucleotide messenger RNA. RefSeq lists its product as uncharacterized. Gene Ontology annotation, molecular function: aspartic-type endopeptidase activity. Bases 1 to 870 code for a protein of 289 amino acids. The record is from RefSeq and is a predicted model, not a curated record. Lineage: Eukaryota; Metazoa; Arthropoda; Insecta; Diptera; Culicidae. Gene Ontology annotation, biological process: proteolysis. The transcript has a single exon.
AUGCAAGCUAGAGCAUUACUAGACAGUGGCGCUCAGCUUUGCUUCAUUUCGGAACACACGUCACAAAGUUUGAAGUUCAAACGGUCACGCGAAGCACUUUCUAUUAGUGGUAUUGGUCAAGCUGCAAAAAAGUGCAAGCAAUCCAUCUUCGCUCGGGUUCGCUCUCGUAUCACUUCCUUCGCUGGGGAGGAAGUAUUCUACGUACUUCCACAAGUUACGUUGAAUUUGCCCAUUCGGAAGAUUGAUUCAUCAAGGUUGGAUCUUCCGGAGGAUAUCGUACUCGCCGAUCCACUUUUCAACGAGCCUAGCAGCGUUGAUGUGAUUAUUGGAGCAGGACUUUUCUUUGACCUGCUGCGCAACGAGAAAAUCAAGCUCGGGGAUAAUGGACCUAUUGUACAAAACACUUCCCUUGGCUGGAUAGUUUGUGGAAAUCUUCCUGACGAGUCGAACGUGCUCAGACCACACGUUCCCAACACGUGUACGGAGAACUUGGACGAGUUACUCACUCGUUUCUGGGAAUUGGAGUCGUGUAAAACGGACAGCGUACUAUCGUUAGAGGAAUAUGCCUGCGAGAAGCUGUUCGACCGUACUUCAGUCCGAGAAGCAUCUGGAAGGUUCAUUGUAACGGUUCCAUUCAUUCAACAACUCGGAGAUUCUCAGUCCACGGCAUUGAAACGCUUUCUUUCUCUCGAGCGUCGUCUGGAUGGUAAUGCCGAAUUGAAGCAGAUGUACAGUGACUUCAUACUCGAAUAUCUGCGUAUGGGACAUAUGGAGGAGGUGCUGGAAAACGAAGAGGACGCUGCUAUGCCACAGUACUUCAUUCCACAUCAAGCCCGACAGCACAACUACCAAGUUGCGGGUAGCGUUUGA